ACAUGCCCCUGGAUCUGGCGUCUAUUCAAAACCCAAUCCUCCAUCAUCUCUUAGCAAAAGGGGCUCUAUGUUCCCUUUCCCUUCCAUGGAGUUUCCGAAGCGUCAAAAGAAGGAAAAUUUGACUGAGAGGAAGGGGCAAAAGCGUAAACUGGAGGAAGAUUUGGACGACGAUAGAGAUCUCUCUCUACCUUCCGCCGCCGCCGCCGCCGACGACGGUGACAACCACCAGGCGCUGCUCUGCGAGGUCGGCGCGCAGGUUAGCAUCCUCAGCACCACCUUCUCUUGGAAGGAAGCCGAUCGCGCCGCCGCUAAGCGCGCCACUCAUGUCCUCGCCGAGCUCGCCAAGAACGAGGAAGUUGUGAAUGUUAUAGUUGAUGGUGGUGCUGUACCGGCGCUGGUGAAGCAUCUUCAGGCGCCGCCAUUGAGCGAAGGUGACCUUAGUCCGAAGCCAUUCGAACACGAGGUCGAGAAAGGCAGUGCUUUUGCUCUAGGGCUUCUAGCUGUAAAGCCAGAGCAUCAGCAACUCAUAGUUGACAAUGGUGCCUUGCCUCAUCUUGUGGAUUUACUAAAGAGGCACAAGGAUGGUUCCAUUUCUCGGGCUGUCAAUAGUGUCAUUCGAAGAGCAGCUGAUGCAAUUACUAACCUUGCUCAUGAGAAUAGCAGUAUUAAAACCCGUGUUAGGUUGGAAGGUGGGAUUCCACCGCUCGUUGAGUUGCUUGAAUUCAUUGAUCCAAAGGUGCAAAGGGCUGCAGCUGGAGCGUUGAGAACUCUGGCAUUUAAAAAUGAUGAAAAUAAGAAUCAGAUUGUAGAAUGCAAUGCUCUUCAUACCCUGAUUCUAAUGCUCCGAUCUGAGGAUGCUGCUAUUCAUUAUGAAGCAGUUGGUGUGAUUGGAAAUCUGGUGCACUCAUCCCCAAACAUUAAGAAGGAAGUUCUUGUUGCUGGAGCUUUGCAACCUGUUAUUGGAUUGCUCAGUUCUUGCUGCUCUGAGAGCCAAAGGGAAGCAGCUUUAUUACUUGGACAAUUUGCCGCUACCGAUUCAGAUUGCAAGGUGCAUAUUGUGCAGAGAGGAGCUGUCCAGCCUUUGAUUGAGAUGCUUCAAUCCCCAGACGUACAGCUUAGAGAAAUGUCGGCCUUUGCACUGGGUAGGUUGGCACAGGAUGCUCACAACCAAGCAGGUAUUGCUCAUAAUGGUGGUUUGGUGCCAUUGCUGAGGCUUCUUGAUUCAAAAAAUGGGUCUCUGCAACAUAAUGCUGCAUUUGCUCUUUAUGGCCUUGCAGAUAAUGAGGAUAAUGUGGCUGAUUUUAUCAAGGUUGGUGGCGUUCAGAAGUUGCAGGAUGGAGAAUUCAUUGUUCAAGCAACGAAAGAUUGUGUAGCCAAGACACUGAAAAGAUUAGAGGAGAAGAUUCAGGGACGGGUUUUGAGCCAUUUGUUAUAUCUGAUGCGCAUAGCAGAGAAGACUGUUCAAAAACGAGUUGCUUUGGCUCUUGCCAACCUUUGUUCUGCAGAGGAUCAGAGAACAAUAUUCAUUGAUAACAAUGGAUUAGAGUUACUACUUGGUCUUCUUGGUUCCACGAACCUAAAGCAGCAACUUGAUGGUUCUAUAGCCUUGUACAAGUUGGCUAACAAAGCCACGACUCUUUCUCCCAUUGAUGCGGCUCCUCCAUCUCCGACGCCACAGGUGUGUGUCCUUUUUAUUGUUAGUUUAUUUUGGCCCAUGUGUUCUGUUAGAUUUGGAAUUAUUUCAAACAAUUAGCAGGACUAGUAUUUG
This is a messenger RNA of Camellia sinensis, 1768 nucleotides long. NCBI's taxonomy places the organism in Eukaryota, Viridiplantae, Streptophyta, Magnoliopsida, Ericales, Theaceae. The record is from RefSeq and is a predicted model, not a curated record.